Brassica napus (rape) is the source of this 1756-nucleotide messenger RNA. RefSeq names its product beta-glucosidase 11. Gene Ontology annotation, molecular function: beta-glucosidase activity. Lineage: Eukaryota; Viridiplantae; Streptophyta; Magnoliopsida; Brassicales; Brassicaceae. Gene Ontology annotation, biological process: carbohydrate metabolic process. The record is from RefSeq and is a predicted model, not a curated record. Bases 30 to 1631 code for a protein of 533 amino acids. The transcript is spliced from 12 exons.
CACUUGACCCAAAAUAAAAAGAAAAUCGCAUGUGUAUAUCUGUCCUUUCCUUACCAAAGUUUCUACUAGGUUUUAAUUUUCUUCGUCUGUACAGCAGCAACGAGACCACAGAGAUGAAGCUAUUGAACAAUAAUAGUCUCAUCGUUCUCCUUCUUUUGCUGAUUUUGGCAUUUACCGAAGUAUCAUCCCUUGAAGAAGGGUACAGCAGAGAUGAUUUCCCUCCAGGAUUUGUCUUUGGUUCUGGCACAUCAGCCUAUCAGGUAGAAGGAGCUGCUGAGGAAGACGGGAGAACUCGUAGCAUUUGGGAUGUUUUUGCUCAUACAGGACACUCUGGAGGAGCAACAGGGGAUGUUGCAUGUGACCAAUAUCACAAAUACAAGGAAGAUGUGAAGCUCAUGGUAGACAUUGGAUUGGAUGCUUACAGAUUUUCCAUAUCCUGGUCUAGGCUUUUACCAAGUGGAAGAGGACCAGUGAAUCCCAAGGGGUUACAAUAUUACAACAAUCUUAUUGAUGAGUUGAUCACUCAUGGAAUCCAGCCGCACGUUACAUUGCACCACUUUGAUCUUCCACAAGUCCUAGAAGAUGAGUAUGGAGGUUGGCUCAGCCGAGAAAGCGUGAGAGACUUCACAGCUUAUGCAGAUACUUGUUUCAAGGAGUUUGGAGAUAGAGUGUUGCACUGGACUACAUUGAACGAACUCAACGUGUUUGCACUUGGUGGGUAUGACCAGGGAGUAACACCUCCUGGUCGAUGCUCUCUUCCAUUUGGACUUAACUGUACCGAAGGAAACUCUUCCACUGAGCCUUACAUUGCUGUACACAAUAUGUUGCUUGCACACGCUUCUGCCACAAACUUAUACAAGAAACAGUACCAGCAUAAGCAGCACGGUUCGGUGGGCCUUAGCAUAUACACAUACGGUGCUGCCCCCUUACGUAACUCUACAGAGGACAAGCAAGCAACAGCUAGAUUAAAUGACUUCUUUAUUGGUUGGGUCUUACAUCCGCUGGUGUUUGGAGAUUAUCCUGAGACGAUGAAGACCAAUGUUGGGUCUAGAUUACCUGCUUUUACAGAGGAUGAGUCUGAACAAGUUAAGGGUGCAAUCGAUUUUGUAGGAGUGAUAAACUACAUGGCACUUUACGUCAAGGAUAACUCUUCCUCUCUGAAACAAAGUCUCCAUGAUUUCAACAUAGACAUGGCUGUGGAACUGACCUUGGUUGAAAACACAUCUUUCAAUAAUGAGUAUGCAAAUACACCAUGGAGUCUGCAACAAGUACUGCUGUAUAUCAAAGAAAACUAUGGCAACCCUCCUAUCUACAUCGCAGAGAAUGGUCAGAUGACUCCUCAAAGCUCAUCACUCGAGGACACGUCGAGAAUACAGUAUCUGAGCUCACACAUUGAAGCAGUGCUACAUUCACUCAGCAGGAAAGGAGCGAACGUAAGAGGGUAUUUUCAGUGGUCGUUGAUGGAUUUGUAUGAGGUAUUUGGAGGGUAUAACAUGAGUUAUGGAUUAUAUUACGUGGACUUCAAGGAUCCAUAUCUAAAGAGGUACCCUAAACUCUCUGCUCACUGGUACUCUUCCUUUCUGGGAGGAACUCUUCAUCAUCGGUCGCAUGCUUUAUCUUCAGCUAUCUGAUCAUUUAAUGUCUGAGACGAUUUUAUACUGUAUGGUUUAAAAUAAUCCCUAGGCUUCAGUGGACGUGUGACUUGCGUAUGAAGCAACAUUUAUGUCUUAUGAUUAAUUGAAUACUUUUGCUGGGA